Carcharodon carcharias (great white shark) is the source of this 723-nucleotide messenger RNA. RefSeq names its product ribosomal protein S8a (gene rps8a). Gene Ontology annotation, cellular component: ribosome; cytosolic small ribosomal subunit. Gene Ontology annotation, biological process: maturation of SSU-rRNA from tricistronic rRNA transcript (SSU-rRNA, 5.8S rRNA, LSU-rRNA); translation. Lineage: Eukaryota; Metazoa; Chordata; Chondrichthyes; Lamniformes; Lamnidae. The coding region runs from base 48 to 674 and encodes 208 amino acids. The record is from RefSeq and is a predicted model, not a curated record. Gene Ontology annotation, molecular function: structural constituent of ribosome. The transcript has 6 exons.
AUUUCCCAGAAAACUUUGCGUUUUCCCUUUCCAAUCGGCGCCUGAAAAUGGGUAUUUCCCGGAACAAUUGGCACAAGCGUCGCAAGACUGGAGGCAAAAGGAAGCCAUAUCACAAAAAAAGAAAGUAUGAACUUGGGCGUCCUCCUGCAAAUACCAAGAUUGGACCGCGCCGUAUUCACACAGUGAGAGUCCGUGGUGGAAAUAAGAAGUAUCGGGCGCUGAGGUUGGACACUGGAAACUUCUCCUGGGGUUCUGAAUGUUGCACGCGAAAAACCAGGAUCAUUGAUGUGGUGUACAAUGCCUCUAACAACGAAUUGGUUAGGACAAAGACAUUAGUAAAGAACUGUGUUGUUCUAAUCGACAGUACUCCCUUCCGCCAGUGGUAUGAGUCUCACUUUGCCCUUCCUCUUGGCCGGAAGAAGGGUGCCAAGCUGACUCCUGAAGAAGAAGAAAUUUUGAACAAGAAGAGGUCAAAGAAAAUUCAGAAGAAAUAUGAUGAUCGUAGAAAGAAUGCAAAAAUCAGUCCACUGCUAGAAGAACAAUUCCAGCAGGGAAAACUGCUUGGUUGCAUAGCUUCAAGACCUGGCCAGUGUGGCAGAGCUGAUGGCUACGUCCUUGAAGGAAAGGAGCUGGAAUUCUACCUGAGGAAGAUCAGAGCAAAGAAGGGCAAAUAAACAUAGUACUUUAUAAGGAAAAUGUGAUUAAUAAACCAUUUUUCACCAA